CUUUCUUUUUUUAUUUUUUAUUUUUUAUUUUCCUUCAACUCAUGGCUCUAGAUGUCAUCAAGCAUGUAACGUCUAUAAACUAAUAUCUAUAUAUAUGCUCCCAAAAACAUAACCCUUAAAAACCACAUAUUGCAAAAAGCUGCUUAGAAGGUUUGAGAUCUUGUUCUUAGAAUUAUGGGUAAAGAAGAAGCAAGGAAAAACAUGUUUUCUGAUCAUUAUAAAGCUCAAAACGAGAGUUGGGUUGGGAUUGAAAGUUGUGAUGAUCAUGAUCAUGAUGAGGAUAAUAUUAAUAUCUGUGAUUCAAGAUCCAUGGAAUCUUCUUCUCAAGAGAAUUCAUCAAUAAACUCCAUUGCUUCAUCAUCUUCAUCGGACUUGGUAGAGGAUGCGUCAUCUUCUAAUUCUUCUUCUAAAUCAUGCUCUUCUUCUUCCUCCUCAUCAUCACCUUUUUCUUCAUCUUCAAAUAAUGGACCUUUAUAUGAACUAUCCGAGCUCAUGGUUCAUCUCCCUUUAAGGAGAGGAUUAUCAAAAUUCUAUCAAGGAAAGUCCCAGUCUUUCACAUCUCUAGCGAGUGUAAAGAGCUUAGAAGAUCUUCCGAAGAAAGUUGCACCUUAUAGGAAGAAAUUAAUGAAGCCAUGCAAGAGUUUUGGAGGAGGUUUAGAAGGUAACAAAUUGCAUUAUCCGAAGGCUAUUAUAUCAAAGAAAUCGUCAAGAGGGUCUAGUUUUUUGUCCUCUCUAGGUAGCUUUAGGCCUUCAGUUCCUGUACAGAAGAACUACUAAUCAAGAUCAUGCUAAAAUGAAUAAAAUCUUGCAUGGUUUUUUAGUUGCAGAGUUGGGUUUUCGCUGGAUUUUUUUUUUUUUUUUGGUUGAUGACUUGUUGGAUAUGUAACGUUUUUAACAAUAUGCUUGAGAGGCUUCAGAAGAAUAACUAAUGUUGCAGCUUAGUUUCUGCA
This is a messenger RNA of Morus notabilis, 950 nucleotides long. Its product is annotated as vitellogenin-1. The record is from RefSeq and is a predicted model, not a curated record. The transcript is spliced from 2 exons. NCBI's taxonomy places the organism in Eukaryota, Viridiplantae, Streptophyta, Magnoliopsida, Rosales, Moraceae. The coding region runs from base 175 to 777 and encodes 200 amino acids.